Messenger RNA from Paramormyrops kingsleyae, 5004 nucleotides. RefSeq names its product serine/threonine-protein kinase 32B. Gene Ontology annotation, molecular function: G protein-coupled receptor binding; G protein-coupled receptor kinase activity; ATP binding. The record is from RefSeq and is a predicted model, not a curated record. Gene Ontology annotation, biological process: regulation of signal transduction; protein phosphorylation; G protein-coupled receptor signaling pathway. Lineage: Eukaryota; Metazoa; Chordata; Actinopteri; Osteoglossiformes; Mormyridae.
UUUCCUGCAGACAGACGGAGAAAUCGCGUUUGCAGGACCUGCCAGCAGGCUUUCCACUACAUCCCUUUUUUCGACCUCUUUCCUUUUCAUUUUCAUUGACUAUCAAUCCUUUCGAAAUCCCCCGCACCGAAAUAAAACCGAAUUAGUCAGAAGCUGGAUGCGAUUGUUUUAAGGCGCAAUGGAUCGUCCCCAUAUACAGCUGGGAUUUCUUUUUAUUCUCGUCUAAGACAUCGGCGCUUCUGUUUAGAUCCUUGGUAGUUAAAGAGAGAUCAGUUUGUGAGCAUGGACGAAAAGGUGUGGGCUUCCACUUUGUUUGUGGCAUAGUGAAUAGGAGAAAGUCCAGAUGAAUUAGGAAAUCGUAUGGACUUCUGUUAUCCCGGAAGAAAAUACAAUAACAACAAUAAUAAAAAAGCAGAAAAAAAUAUUUUACUUUUCGUGGGAUGCCCGUAACUGACUUAUCGGACGACUCCCCGUGGGUUGUGGAGAAAAGCUCCGGAAUAUGGGCGCAAAUCACUCCCACAAAACUCCCGUGUUUGAUGAGGACGAAGACGUUAACUUUGACCACUUCCAGAUUCUCAGAGCCAUUGGGAAGGGAAGCUUUGGGAAGGUAUGUAUCGUGCAGAAGAGGGACACCAAAAAGAUGUACGCCAUGAAGUACAUGAACAAGCAGAAGUGCAUCGAGAGGGACGAGGUGCGCAAUGUCUUCAGGGAGCUGCAGGUCAUGCAGGGCCUGGAACACCCAUUUCUUGUCAAUCUGUGGUACUCCUUUCAGGAUGAGGAGGACAUGUUCAUGGUGGUGGACCUUCUGCUCGGGGGAGACUUGCGUUACCACCUGCAACAGAAUGUACAGUUCAAGGAGGAAACUGUGAAGCUGUACAUCUGUGAGCUGGCCUUAGCCCUCUACUACCUGCAAUGCUGCCACAUUAUCCAUCGAGAUAUAAAACCAGAUAACAUUCUUCUGGAUGAGCAUGGUCACGUGCAUGUCACAGACUUCAAUAUCGCCACUGUUUUGAAGGACUCCGAGAAGGCAAUGUCCAUGGCUGGAACCAAACCCUAUAUGGCUCCAGAAGUAUUCCAGUCCUUCAUAGAUGGAGGCCCCGGUUACUCUUACCCUGUGGACUGGUGGUCACUGGGGAUCACUGCUUAUGAACUGCUCCGUGGAUGGCGGCCUUACGACAUCCAUUCUAGCCUGGCUGUGGAUGACAUCACCAACAUAUUCCGCGGCGAGCGUGUGCACUACUCCUCCACCUGGUCUAAGGGCAUGGUGUCGCUGCUGCGCAAACUUUUAGACAAAGACCCAGAAGGCCGGCUUUCAACCAUCAGUGACAUCCAGAAUUCUCCAUACUUGGCUGAUGUCAACUGGGACGCCAUCUUGGAGAAAGCUGUCCCCCCUGGCUUUGUUCCAAAUAAGGGAAGGCUAAACUGUGACCCUACUUUCGAGCUUGAAGAGAUGAUUCUGGAAUCUAAGCCUUUGCACAAGAAGAAGAAACGUCUCGCUAAGAGCAAGUCACGUGACGCAACCAAAGAGUCCUCUCCUUUGCCUGCCCAUCUGCAGCAGUGCCUGGAAACGGUUCGCCAGGAGUUCAUCAUCUUCAACAGGGAGAAGUUACGGCAGCAAGCGUCCACCGACCACCCAGCCAGUACACCCUUCCUGGAGCCCUCACCACAGGCCCAGAGGAAGACGCAAGAUGGGCACAACAACAACAUGCUCCCGGCUUCAGAGGAGACCGGCGUGUAUGGAAGCUAGGCUGGAGAUGAGGAUGGGGGCAGGACGAGGCGCUCAAGCUUCAGAUCAUGGGGCUUCAGAGCAUGGGGAUAAGCCACCAGCCAUGACUCCCUGUGUUUUACUUCUCUGCAUGUGUUAUUAUUACUCCUUUGGUCGGUACGGCAACGAAAAAUGGCGCAUGGCUACACGGAGCCUCCGGCGCGGACUGUGAAAUCACCUGGUUGCUCACUGCCUGACGCCCAAAAAAAGACAAAAAAGAAAAAGGAAACAAAGGAGUUUGGCUCCUUAACCAUUGUCUUCAGUCGGCUGCUGCUUUGCCUUACAAGUGUGUCCCUUUGGAUACCCAAGGGCCUAUGUGUGUGUGUGUGUGUGUGUGUGUGUGUGUGUGCGUGAGAACCUUCACCUGCCUCUCUCUCCUGCAUCACUGUGUGCCAUAAACUGACUGGAGAAACUCUGAAAUGAAAGCCAACCCUCAUCAGUACCUGACGUUACAUUACAACAACAAGCUUGACAGGCGUUUUAAUCCAGAGUGACACCUACAGGCCGACUUUGGCAAGCCUUUUAAAUGGUACGACAGAAGCUACCCUCCUGAGAUGUGAGCUUACAACUGUCUGGUGCCGUUCUUUAAUUGAUCAGUGCAGCUCCCACUGUGCCCAGUGUCUUAAAACAAGUACCCCAGUGCAGAGAUGCAGACAGCGGUUAUAAGAAGUAGUAACAAGUAACAAGUACAACAAGUCUCAUCUCCGGUGGGAACACUCUGAGCCAUUGAGGCAAAUAAAAGCUGUAUUAUUUUUGUUCAACUUCAAAACCCUGUAGCAUUUAUAUAUAAAUGAGGGUUUGCACUUUUCAUUUAUUUAAAAUAAACAUUUAAAAUGCCUUAUUUAUUUUCACAAGUUGAGCACCGCAUUCUCUAAUUUUACCUAAAAGCAGUCCCAGGAUCAAUGGAAUUCAAUAAAACCACAUAUUCAGCUGCAGGUCGAUUUUAAUGAAAACCUCUGUAACUUAGGGAUUUCUAUAAUGUUUUAGAAAGUUUGCAGUUUAAUAAACAGAAUCAGAAGACAUAUUGUCUGACGGGGAAAACUCACAUUCUAAGGAUCCUCUAAUAUGUAUUGGAUUUUUUAAACAGCCGUUUCUGUUCAUUUUUAUAACAGAGGUCUGACCAAAACAGCAGCCUCCAUAUUCUGGUAGAUCUCUCCUUUUACCAUAUUUAGACCAGUAGAGUUGCCUGUGUCUGAUCAGGCUGUGGGGAGGUUGCAUUUUAAUAAUGGAGGAGCUUCACUGUGUUCUGUGCCUGACCACUCUUACCUCUCUCGAGGCACCUGGGGCAAAGCAAACCUGAUGGCCCUUAAUAUUUUAGUUUCCAUUAGUCGGCUUAGAUGUCUGUUUAUUGUCGCUCUUGUUGUUGUGUCGUAUUCACAGUGUAGCAUUAAGACGCCGGUUUUCUUCCAUCCGACUGAAUAUCCUGAGACAAGGUGCAUUAACCAGGGGAGUGCUCCAUUCUGAUGACAUCAGCGCCACACUCUGCAAUGUGCGACUUCAGCAUCAAUGCUCUGCAAUGCGAGCAGCCCCCACCUAUCCUUAAAGGUCAAUAAAUUCCUUUUGUCUCACGUCAUAGUCGGGUUGACGUCUUCUGCUCCAGUGCCGGUUUUGCUAAAGGGCAGCUUACUCAAGCGACGCAAGGACAACAUCACUGUGUAUGUUGGCACAGGGAGAGAGGUGGCUGUCAUUGUAGAUGAAGGAAUGGCCAGCUGGCUUCUGUGAGCCAAAAUGGGCAGGGAAAGGAGUAGGGCUCAGGUUGGUCAGGAACUAGCCUUGAGUUAAGGUCUUCCUGGUCUCUGGGACUGUCUUAGUGUACCUCCAUGAAGCUACCGACGGGGCACCUUGAAUUAUACUUACAGAAGAGAUGUUAAGCUAGUCAUAAUUUCUGAGUUACCACAGAGCAUAACCAGGAUAAUGAUUGGUGCUGCUGAUUAGCCUGUCAUGUGGCCGCCUUGCCCCUUCAUUGUUGUCUCCUCCAGCCCCCAUUAUAACACUUACAGGAUUACAGCCUUGCCAAAAGCAGUCUUUCACAUUUGCCAAAGGACUCUUUGGAACAAAAAUGAUUAAGACGCACAGGAAAUGAAACUGGUGCUCUUUAAUCCUUCAGCAGCAAUGUAGCAUGACUGGGCAACAACCGUAGAGGGAAACAUAUCCAUCAGGAGUAUCCACCUGGUGUUGCUACUCAUUGUAGAGACAGAGUUGGGGAGCAUUUAGACCAAGCCAGAAUACAUUCAGUAUCCUGAACCCUAAUAUACAUAUAUACCUGUGCAUGUGUUGCAACCUUUUUAAAUAAUUUAUGUAUGUUAUUCACUAAAAAGCAGAUAAGCUUGUUGUAAAGUAAGUUUCAAAAUAUAUAGAUAUAUACAAAGACGCUACAUACAGAAACUUUUGAUAAAAAAAAACAAGCUUAUCUGCUUUCCUUUGUCUUCAAGUAGCUUUUUACUGGGGUAAAAUAUUUCAUUUAGGACGUCCUGCUGAUCUCUUUCCAUCUUGUUCCCUGUUAUUACCUGGAUGUACAAAGACACAGAUGAGAUGAUGAUGAUGGUUUGGAGAGCAGGCAACUUGAAUACUCAGGUAGCCCAGGAGAUGGAGUGGUUUAUGGAUAAAGGGAAAGCUAGACCACAGUAUGCAGAUAAGCAGUUGCUCUGUUGUCUUGUCGUUGCUAGGACUCAGCUGCCUGGUUCCCAGAGUGGGUGAGGGGGGACACCCCCCAAUACUGAGGACGCACUCUAACUGAGAACACAAAUAUCUCAGCACACUUCCUGUGAUUCAGCUAGACGUACCAGCUCAUCCAAGCAGAGUCUGCAUAUCUGGCGAACCAGGAUACUGGGGGGAGCAAACAACACUUAAUAGGUCUUCAGGAGUUCUUAUUGUUCACAUGCAUCAGGGCCAUUUUAGGCUUGUUUAAGAGGGAAGCCUUUCUCAGAAAUCACACAGAAGCUGCCCAUCUCCAUCUGAACGUAAAGCAAGCUUUUUGUGUGCUCAUGUUCCUUCUGCUUGAGGACUAAACAUGGCCUUUCUGUGUGGUGUGUCGAAUGACUCAUAUAUCUGUUCAUUUCAUGGCAAAGAGCUGCUUUGCUUUUGUGCUUGUGUUCGACACGUUUAUGUGUAGUUAUGCUUCACUGUUUAAAUGUUUCUAUAUUAUUAUAAUGGUUUACAUUGCUGGCUGUUUACCAAGCACAAUAACAUGCAAAUCUAGGUGAUGUUUUUCCAAAAAACUACAAAAAUAAAGGUCAUGC